UGCAUCAGUGAAUCUCACAUACCAUACAGUCGCGCUGUGAUAGCUUUGACACGGCCUCACGGAUGACACAGCUGCAUGUUGCCAAAACAAGCUGCAACAAUGUUGCAUGGAAUGCUGCAGAGUAAAGGUGGAGUAACCUUUUAGGAGGAGGCGAUGCAGCUCUGAGGCAGAGCAACUUCCUAGACUUUCUUACACUGUGGGAAAAGUUAAGUGUCACUUACCAUGACUGGGUGACUUUGCUUUUGUUGCUUUGUGUGUGCCGGGUGAACUGAGGCGCCUCUCUGGGCCGCACUCGGGGAAGUGAAAUGGCGUUACACUGAGAGUGUACAAGGUGGGAAAUCUUGAAUAAUGUGGGAUGGGAGCGAGCCAGAGAGGCGAAUCCGAGUCAGCCAGUGGGUCACCAGGAGGUGAGGCUGCCUACUUCCCUGGGUUCAGGAAAAGUUCAGCCGCAUAGCAUUAGGCAAAUUAGGGAGACAGCGGCUGGGGGAGAAAAAGAAUCGAGGGGUAGGGACUGAUGAGAGCAUGGGGGAGAGGGUCGAAUUAGUUGGAAGGAGGAGCCCAAAUCAAGAGUGUGAACAUAGAGGGGAAACUUCCAUGAAAAAAAAGAGCGAGAGAGAUACAGCAUUCAUUAUGCCCAUGAACUCCGUGUAAAGAUAUGAAAGACUCAUUACUGAGCUUAUAUAACUUAAUCGUGUCCUCAAAUACGUUCCCAUUUAAAGUCCCCGUACCUAAAUUUGAGGGAGGGCGGUCCCGUGUGUGGAGAGAGGGAGAUCCACGGUGACGUCCCUGAAGGGGUUAAACGGAGGAGGGGCCACGCAUGAAAGGAGAUCGAGGGAAGGCAGGAGCAGAGGGAAAAAAGAGCCUGGUGGAGGUGGAGCUAAAGCCCUCAGCUGCUGAGCCUUGUCACAUUUCUGCAGAACAUGAUAGCCGCUCGGUUUGGUGCGGGAAUGAUUUAGCCUCCUCUCGCGCUCCCCAAACACAAACAUCGGCGGCGGUGCUGCGCGUUUAGUGCGGAGCUGGAUGUCAGGGAGCGGGGCUGUGACCGAGGGCAGCCGCCGGUCGUUGUAGCCUGGCGCACGGAGGGAGGCAGACCGCUUCAUUCGCGGCGCUGACGGGAGUCCACCCACGGCGGGCGCAGACGGGACAACCGAGCGCAACCCAUAAGGACAAACUGCAGCCAGGGUGGAAUUCCCUCUCUGAUAUCUGCGCCUUCUCACCCAUCGAUCGUUCAUUUUUCUUUUCGACUUUGGAGAUUUUUUCUCUUUCUAUUUUGUGUUCCCUGGGAUUUAAUUCGGCUUGUAGUGGAUCCAGCCCCAAAUGUUGCCGUGUGUGUGUGUCUUGAGCAAGGCCGACAGGAGCGAGACAUUCUGCUGAAGUUAUCCGGGGACGUUUUCGAUUGAAUUAGUAUAUUUUAAAUUUUUGAAUUUCCCUGUGCAGCCGUGUCCCUGCGUCGGACACCAUGCUGCAGACUGUCCCCUUGAAUCAUGUUUUCAAAUUGAGCGCAGCAGAUUAGGGCUUUUUCCAGACACUGAUCCUCCUCCUCCUCCUCGGUGCGCGCGUUUGAUCAAUACAGCUCGGCAAGAAGAUGCCAAAUGUUCAGAUGUCCCCGCUGUGUUUGGAUUUACCACUUUUCCUUCGAUUUUAAUGCAGUUCCCCCCUCCGUUUGGCCCCCGUCACUUUCUACCUCUGCUGGCGGACAGCUGAAAACCAACCAGGCUCGUGUGUUGCCGUCCACACGACACUGUUGUAGUUGGUUCUGUUUUUGUUUUUUUUUGCAUAUAAUCCCCUGCUGUCGUCCUGCAUCGUAUGAUGUAUGAGAGUGUGGACGUUGUGGGACUGAAUCCCAGCCCGAACCCGUUUUUAAUGAUGGAUUAUUACAACCAGAGCAGAGGAUGCUUGAUCCCGGAGAAAGGACUGGUGCCCGGUGCGCCCCAUCCUUACAGCACGUCCAUCAGGAACCAGCACUGGAACGGCUCCAAUCACUCGAUAGAGACCCAGAGUACCAGCUCAGAAGAGAUAGUGCCAAGCCCGCCCUCGCCUCCCCCGCCGCCCCGCGUCUACAAACCCUGCUUCGUGUGCCAGGACAAGUCCUCAGGGUACCACUAUGGUGUCAGCGCCUGCGAGGGCUGCAAGGGCUUCUUUCGGAGAAGCAUCCAGAAGAACAUGGUGUACACUUGUCACCGGGAGAAGAACUGCAUCAUCAACAAAGUCACCCGCAACCGCUGCCAGUACUGUCGGCUGCAGAAGUGCCUGGAAGUCGGGAUGUCCAAGGAGUGUGAGUCUGUGAGGAACGACCGGAACAAAAAGAAAAAGGAUGAGAAGAAGCAGGAGUGCACGGAGAGCUACGUGCUGAGUCCCGACACGGAGCAGAUGAUCGACAGGGUUCGCAAGGCACACAAGGAAACGUUCCCCUCUCUCUGCCAGCUGGGCAAAUACACUACGAGUAACAGCUCAGAACGACGCGUGUCCUUGGACGUAGACCUGUGGGACAAGUUCAGCGAACUCUCCACCAAGUGCAUCAUAAAGACAGUGGAGUUUGCUAAGCAGCUGCCUGGCUUCACGACGCUUACCAUCGCUGACCAGAUCACUCUGCUCAAAGCCGCCUGUCUGGACAUCCUGAUACUGCGGAUCUGUACACGCUACACACCAGAGCAAGACACCAUGACUUUCUCAGAUGGACUCACGCUCAACCGAACCCAGAUGCACAACGCCGGCUUUGGUCCCCUCACCGACCUGGUUUUCGCCUUCGCCAACCAGCUCCUUCCUCUGGAGAUGGACGAUGCGGAGACGGGGCUGCUCAGUGCCAUCUGUUUGCUGUGUGGAGAUCGUCAGGACUUGGAAGAGGCAGAGAAGGUGGACGUCCUGCAGGAGCCCCUGCUGGAGGCGCUCAAAAUUUAUGUAAGGAAGAGGAGGCCCCACAAACCGCACAUGUUCCCCAAGAUGCUGAUGAAGAUCACUGAUCUGAGAAGCAUCAGUGCUAAAGGCGCUGAGCGUGUCAUCACCCUGAAGAUGGAGAUCCCCGGCUCCAUGCCCCCUCUCAUCCAGGAGAUGCUGGAGAACUCAGAAGGUCUGGAAAGCGGUGCUGCGGGCGGCCGGCCAAGCGGCGCCCCCCCUGGAAGCUGCAGCCCCAGUCUGUCCCCCAGCUCUGCCCAAAGCAGUCCAGCCACACAAUCGCCAUAGUAACGGCCCACCUUUUAAAAAAAAUAAAAAAUGUCCUCACAAUGCUCUGUCUCCUCCCUCGGUGUUCUGAAGAGGAGGAGCGAGGGAGGGGGGCCUGGACUCUGACUGCUGAGCACAGGAGACUGGCAGAGCCAUCCUCCUCCUCUCCUAGGACACAAAACCCCUUCACCUCCUGACCUGCUUUCCCUCACUCUGGAGCACCGUCUUGACUCGAGGGGAGGUAAGGCCGGGCCAGGGCAGGCCGGGGCGUCAGGAUGCCUCUUGAGAGACCACACCGUAAACACUGCUGAUGACUCCUCCAUCUCCCUCCACUCUCCUCUCCAUCGCUGCUCCUCCCCUCUCCACCUCUUUCCAAAAGACUGAUGACAUGGAAUCUGGAUGCAGUGGAGACCAGUGUUGAAUGGAACUGAGACUGGGUGGGACAUCAUGGGACAAAUAUAUGGACAAGGACAAUGCAUACAGACUGAUUUGACGAACACCAGACACUUUUUUUGUUGUUGUAUCCUGAGGCAGACUGCGAGCUCGGGACUUGUCAAAAGACCCCCCCCCCCUCCUCAAAGACUUUGGGUCCUUUUUUUUUCUCUUUUUCCAACUUCAAAAAAAACAGAUUUCAUACAAAAGAUAUAUAAAUAUAUAUAGAAAAGAUAAGGAACUAUUGUGUUUGACAUGUCCAGAAGAGAAUGAAUGGCAGAUUGAAAUGAGGACAUGUCUUCUGAGAUUAGAAACUGUUGUACUGCUUCACUGUUUGAAUCUUUUCAUACCCUUCAUGAGUAUUGAGAGAGAUGUUUCCGUUUUAUCACAUUUGUACAACAAUUCUAAUUAACAAAAAGCAAAAAGAUGAUGAAAUGUCUCUCCAUUCUACACAUACAGUACAAACACACACACACACACAAACAUACACAAACGUGCACAGAAAACAAGUCUCAAUGAAUAUCACCUACUAUUCCAGGUUGGAUUUGUUUUCCUUUUUUCUUUUUCUUUUUUUUCGCUUCCAAGAGAAUGGAUAAAAAUGAUUGUAUGAACUCGGUUGUAUGAUAUGGUCACAGGUCCUUUCAAGAAAUCAAAUUAAUGAAGAUUCAUUAUUAAGGUGUAUUUUAAGUAGCCUUUGAGUUUGUGUAUAUAAGCUGUAUUCAUUUCUUUAAAACUAUGAAGAGUUUUAGGCUUCACCUGAUUUUUUUUUUUUUUUUUAAGAAUACCUUUAUGUGUUUUUUUUUUGUUUAUAGGUUUGUGAUUCAAGAAAAGACAUUUUGAGCACAUUUUACUGAAGGAAGUUCUUUCGUGUUUUGUGUCCUACUAAAUACUGGACAGACCCUUAACCAAUCACUGGCUGUUCAGAAUGUGGCUUUCACAAACAAUUUCAACCUUUGCCCCCUUCCCCCUCACUUUUAAAUCAUGUUUUUACGUACAGUAGAUAACAGAGUAGCACUCCACUCGGGGCAAAGCUUUUUUUUGUUUUUCUUUUCGGCCAUGUAGCAGAAAGAGAUGGUGUUUCAUGAAAAUGGUGGCCACAUGCAGCCAGCCAGAUUCACGUGAGCUACAGCAGCCCAGCUUCAAACGAGAGUUAAAUGUGAAGAAUGGUGUACAUACACACUGUAUUAAACACAAGUGAUUCUCCGUAGUCUCUGAAUGGAUCGAUAAUCUGUAGUGGUUGGGAAAAGACUAGAUAGUAGUGGUCCCUCUACGCUGUCAGUGGUCAGGCAAGUGAAGGUCCCAAAUGUGAUGUUUGUCAACCAAGUCCUCACAAAUCUCCCUGUGGUAGAAACCAAUAUGUGACUUUUUUGCCGGAUCCAGAGCAACCUCGCACCCUGUGACUCACUUUUUACGCCAAAACGCCUUCACCGUCAACACACGUCAUCGAGACCAUCAUUACUGUACACACGCCAAUGUCUCAGGAAGGAAUCAUUUUUUGUGCUUGGCCUGUUCUUUGUAUAUGUUCUGUACUGCACCCCGUGACCCUUCAAUCACAGACGCACACACACACACACACACACACACACACACACACUUCUGCUACUGAGCCCCUGGAUUUUACUUCAAUCACUCACUUUCGUUAGGCCUGGCAGAGCAGGACUUGCGCAGAGAGACUCUGACCACGCAACGUUACGACAUAGGAUGCCAGUGUGGAGUCUCUCCUCAUGUGUUACUUUAAUUUGUACGGUCAAAGCUGCUUUCAUCAUUUAGGACUUAACAUGUCCAGAACGGCGCACAACGUUUUCCCUCCACAGCUAAUCUGGAAUAGCAACAGACACACCGUCAGUUUGAGAAGUAUGGAAUAUGUUGCAAUUUUGUCAAGAUUAUCAAGCGACUUUGAAAAAAAAAAACCAACAAAAAAAAGAUAAAAAAAAUAAAUAAAAUGAACAUUUAAUAAUUA
This is a messenger RNA of Hippoglossus stenolepis (Pacific halibut), 5551 nucleotides long. RefSeq names its product retinoic acid receptor, alpha a (gene raraa). Gene Ontology annotation, biological process: retinoic acid receptor signaling pathway; cellular response to corticotropin-releasing hormone stimulus; regulation of transcription by RNA polymerase II. Gene Ontology annotation, cellular component: nucleus; transcription regulator complex. The record is from RefSeq and is a predicted model, not a curated record. Bases 1807 to 3180 code for a protein of 457 amino acids. Lineage: Eukaryota; Metazoa; Chordata; Actinopteri; Pleuronectiformes; Pleuronectidae. Gene Ontology annotation, molecular function: nuclear glucocorticoid receptor binding; RNA polymerase II cis-regulatory region sequence-specific DNA binding; zinc ion binding. The transcript is spliced from 8 exons.